AUGGCUUCUUUAGCGGCCGAUUUCCUCAAAAAUAUGCAGGUCGACAUGGCUUUUUUUAUGGCCAAGCUUCUGCAACGGACAUAUUUCAGUCGUAUUUGGAUUUUUCAAGAAAUUGUGCUAGGUAGUGUCCAAAGCAUAGUUGUAUGUGGAGCAAGCCGAUUUUCAUGGGAGAAUUUACUGCGAUGUGGAAGGGUAUUGAUCGAGGGAAUCAAUGCUGGAUAUCCCAAUAAUAUGAGCCUAAGACUUCAUCCCAUGAAAAGUAUGAACGAAGGUGAUGAAUACUUGACGUUUGGGGAUUUGCAUGUCGGACUAACAAAGCUACACAUGCUAAGAACUGCAAUUUUUGAGUCUCAACUGGAUGAUAUCGUCGGACAGCCUGUAUUGGGCUACGAUCCUUUUUGGCUUCGGAUCCCAAGUAGCUAUGAAGCUUCAGAUUCGAGAGAUCUAAUUCAUGGAAUGAUGAGCCUUUUACCAAGUUGGCUUACCGAUUUGAUCAAUGUUAACUACUCAACAAACAACCACUUUGUGGAUGUUAUGAGAUCAUUAGCUGAAGCAUAUAUUAAGAGCACUCAAUCCUUGCAGUGGAUAUUGCGAAGAUAUCAUACGCCAUUUCUAGGUUAUAAAGACUGGCCUACUUGGGUUCCAAAUUUGACACAGAAACUUGAUGAUACUCACUGGCAGUGGUCAAUAAAUACUGAAAAUCAAGCUUGUCCGGGUAUUCCAAUAGAAACAUCUUUUGAAAAAGAUGAGGUAUCAGGACGACACCUUCUGGUUUGCAAAGGCACACAGAUCGAUGUGAUUGAUAUGGCCACGGAAAAUACCCUGAUGAAGAGUCUUCAAGACAGUCCUCAGGAUAUCGAUUCCACUCGAGACCCGCGCCAAUUUAUGAUUCCUGACUUUGGUGAUUCAGAUGAAGAAAGAAAGCAUCAAUCUAAUGACCAUAAGGAACCAAUAUCCAAAACUCACCAAUAUGGCAACAUGGAAGACCUCAAAGCGGCACUCAAUUCAUGUCUCUCCUGUGUAGGAUUACGAUUGAAACAAGGGCAAAACAUCUUUAAUUUUCCCCUCGGUAUUUCCGACGAUGAAGCUCUCCCACAGAUGCCGCACGUACAUGCGGUUAGAUAUCCAAUAAUCUCUCUGUUCAACCAGUUACGUCGAACCUUCUCAUCAAUUCCUCUAUGGGGCACUACUUUCAAAGAGCUUUUUCCCCAAAAAGCUGCAGACGUUGAGUCAAGUAGUUACUCGAAUCCGGUCAUGAAUACAAAGGCGGCUAUUUUUGAGAGGCUUUUCAUUACAGAAAGUGGUUAUAUUGGGAUGACACUGGGGAGUAUAAGAAGUGGGGACGAGGUGUGGUUAUUAGCUGGGUGUGAUGUGCCUGUAUUGUUGAGGAAGAGUCAAAAAGUGAUUGGAGCAUAUGAACUGCUGGGCGGAGUCUAUAUCCCGGGGAUUAUGAAAGGAGAGGCGUUAGAUGGAAGGGAAAAUGUUGAGUUUGAGAAUGUUUCGAUUUGUUAA
This is a messenger RNA of Botrytis deweyae, 1512 nucleotides long. RefSeq lists its product as uncharacterized. The transcript has a single exon. The record is from RefSeq and is a predicted model, not a curated record. The coding region runs from base 1 to 1512 and encodes 503 amino acids. NCBI's taxonomy places the organism in Eukaryota, Fungi, Ascomycota, Leotiomycetes, Helotiales, Sclerotiniaceae.